This is a messenger RNA of Peromyscus maniculatus bairdii (prairie deer mouse), 1029 nucleotides long. Its product is annotated as sulfotransferase 2A1-like. The record is from RefSeq and is a predicted model, not a curated record. Lineage: Eukaryota; Metazoa; Chordata; Mammalia; Rodentia; Cricetidae. Gene Ontology annotation, molecular function: sulfotransferase activity.
UAUUUCUUCCUACCAGCAGCUCAUUUCAGAACAAACUUUGGGAUGCGAAUGAUUUUUUUGCCUGCACUAUAAGUUUUACCUCUCAGCAUUUGCUUUAAGCUGAACAGGUGGCCAAGACUGGAAUUUUCACAGCAUCAAGAAAGAGUUCUUUGGGAUGUCAGACUACAUUUGGUUUGAAGGAAUACCUUUCCCUGCUUUAGGAUAUGAAAAGAAAAUACUUGAAGAAAGUCGUGAUAAGUUUGUGAUCAGAGAUGAAGACACAGUCAUACUGACUUACCCAAAGUCAGGAACUAACUGGCUGAUUGAGACUGUCUGCUUGAUUCAGACCAAGGGGAAUCCCAAAUGGAUCCAAUCUGUGCCCAUCUGGGAACGCUCACCCUGGAUAGAGACUCAAAACGGAUAUCCACUAUUAAUCAAUAAGGAAGGACCACGACUCAUGAGCUCCCACCUCCCUAUUCAUCUUUUCCCCAAGUCUUUCUUCAGUUCCAAAGCCAAGGCAAUCUAUGUCAUCAGAAAUCCCAGAGAUGUUCUUGUGUCUGGUUAUUUUUUCUGGUAUAAGUCAAACCUUAUUAAGAAGCCAGAGUCACUAACAACUUACUUUGAAUGGUUCCUCAAAGGAAAUGUAUAUGGAUCAUGGUUUGAGCACACCCGUGACUGGUUGUCUAUGAGAGAAAGGGACAACUUCCUGGUACUGAGCUAUGAAGACAUGAAAAAGAAUACAAGGGGAACCGUAGAGAAGAUUUGUGACUUCCUAGGAAUGAAACUAGAGCCAGAUGAGCUAGAUCUGGUCCUCAAGUAUAGCUCCUUCCAAGCCAUGAAAGAAAACAAAAUGUCUAAUUUUAGUCUUGUCCCAGAAGAUGUUAUUACUAAUGGUUUGGCCCUCAUGAGAAAAGGCAUGACUGGGGACUGGAAGAAUCACAUUACAGUAACCCAAGCUGAAGCCUUUGAUAAAAUAUUCCAGGAGAAAAUGACUGGUUUCCCUCCUGAGCUAUUUCCAUGGAAAUAAAUCCUUAAAAUUUAAUAAUCUUA